AUGUCCGGCGCAAGGCAUUGGGAACAGGACAAAGAGGCUACCGUUUACAUAGGGAACCUCGAUGAACGGAUCACAGAUAGCCUGGUAUGGGAGUUGAUGCUGCAGGCGGGACGGAUCGUUAACGUUCAUCUACCGAAAGAUCGAGUCACCCAGUCGCACCAGGGAUAUGGUUUUGUAGAGUUCAUAAGCGAGGAGGAUGCCGAAUAUGCGUCACGGAUAAUGAAUGGCAUUCGUCUCUAUGGAAAACCAAUACGCGUGAAUAAAGCAUCAGCUGAUAAACAAAAAUCGGUGGAGAUCGGCGCAGAGCUCUUUGUUGGGAACCUUGAUCCCAUGGUCACUGAGCAGGUCUUAUAUGAUACGUUCAGUCGUUUUGGGAAUUUGAUUGCACGAGACGACAAUAAUCUCUCCAAGGGCUAUGGGUUUGUAUCCUUCGGUGACUUCGAGUCUUCGGACGCUGCUAUAGCCAAUAUGAGUGGUCAGUACCUUAUGAAUAAACAAGUUUCUGUACAAUACGCCUACAAGAAAGAUGGAAAGGGAGAGCGGCACGGCGACCAGGCAGAGCGAAUGUUGGCUGCGCAAGCUCGCAAGCACAAUGUCCGUCCGCCGACGCAAUCGAUACCACCACAGUUUUCGGGCCCAGGGACUCCCAUCGCAGUGACAAUGGCCAAUAGUGAUAGCUCUAGACCCUUGAGUACUGGUCCAUCCGAUAUAGGCAUGGGAAGAAGCGUGGUUUCGAAUGUUGGAUUCCAGAACAUGCCUCCUCCACAACCCAACCGACCCGUCCCUCUUCCGACUUCUUUGACAAACCCACCGCCAGGUUUACCAGCGCGGCCUCCACCUUCUCAGGCUGGUUAUGGAGGCCCGCAGGCUUUCCUACCACCUGGCUUUAAUACUGCCAGCCAGCAACCAGCUUUUAACCCUCAAGCAUCGCCACCACCAGGUUUCGCCCCUCCCGGAUAUGCUACUCCAGGGGGCGCUCCAGGAGCCCCGCCACCAUUGCCUCCGGGAUUCCAGCAGGCUAAUUUUGGUCGGGGCCGCUGA
Messenger RNA from Aspergillus tanneri, 1041 nucleotides. RefSeq names its product U2 snRNP complex subunit HSH49. Bases 1 to 1041 code for a protein of 346 amino acids. Gene Ontology annotation, biological process: positive regulation of mRNA splicing, via spliceosome. Gene Ontology annotation, cellular component: nucleolus; U12-type spliceosomal complex. NCBI's taxonomy places the organism in Eukaryota, Fungi, Ascomycota, Eurotiomycetes, Eurotiales, Aspergillaceae. The transcript has 3 exons. The record is from RefSeq and is a predicted model, not a curated record. Gene Ontology annotation, molecular function: RNA binding.